This is a messenger RNA of Vavraia culicis subsp. floridensis, 690 nucleotides long. RefSeq lists its product as uncharacterized. The transcript has a single exon. The record is from RefSeq and is a predicted model, not a curated record. Bases 20 to 580 code for a protein of 186 amino acids. Lineage: Eukaryota; Fungi; Microsporidia; Pleistophoridae.
GUACUUCAUUAAAUUUGAGAUGCCUCACCUACCCCUGAUGGACCAGGCAGUGGAUUGUUCCGUAGGCUUUAUGAAGAAUGCGAUGGGCUCGUCGUCUUUCACAAACAAUGAUACCACUGUAUACUGCCACGUGAACAUAUUGCCUGAUAUUGCACAGCGUGUUGGUGCAGUGUCCUGCAUAGAAGUGCACUGGAACGAGGGGACCAGUUGGUCACGCAACAAAUAUUUUGCCGACAUAGUUGGGCACAUCUUCAACAAAAUUGUCAGGGACGAUUUGCGUAGGACAUUUGUGCUUGAGUUGUGGGUGUGUGCGGGGGUAAGAAACACACUUAUGUGUGCAUUUAAUGCUGCGGUGCUUGCGCUCAUUGAUGCCGGUGUUCCACUAGGAAAGAUGGUGCAUGCUGCAGCUUUUGAUGAACAGAAAGAGGGCGUUGUUCUUUUUGAGGAUGACCGCACCGUAUUCGUUCAUUCGUUUGGUGAUGUUGAUGAACACGGUAUUAAGAGUGCAGAGAACAAACUAACAGGGAUUAGAGACAUCAUGAGGUUCAGAUUGGAAAGUAAGUGUGGUUUUAACCUUUAGUAAAUGCUUUGCUCCGAGUAGAAAUGUUUGUUGAGCAGCAGAUGCUAAGGUCAUUUUAAGGACCUUUCGUUACGUGCACAACAAAAAAUUAAAAAUAUCAUAUAUCUGAA